Molecule: messenger RNA, 840 nt
Organism: Parus major (Great Tit)
Lineage: Eukaryota; Metazoa; Chordata; Aves; Passeriformes; Paridae
Exons: 2
Coding region: 34-702 (222 amino acids)
Source: RefSeq, a predicted model, not a curated record
GGCACAGGAGCAGCCCCAAGUGGGAGCCCUGCCAUGAGCCCAGGGCCACAGCCAGCCCUGGCUCCCAACUGGGCAGAGCUGGCACUGGCUCCUGACAGGGCCUGGCUCUGUCCCCUUGGGCUGGGGGAGCUGUCGCAGAGCAGGGAGGGUCAGGGGUGGCAGUGGCUGCUCAGGGAUGGCUUUGGCCUGAGUCCCUGGAAGGAGCCACUGCCCAAGCAGCUGUGCUGUCCCUGGGCUCUGCUCCUGGCCUUCUGGGCUCUGCUGGGGGGCACAGCCUGUGCCAAGGGGCAGCAAGGUGCCUGCAGGCCCCAGCUCUGGGGGAAACAGAGAACAUCCAGGCCAUACCCAGCGUGCUGCCAGCUCAGCAGUGGAGCACAGCACGGGCUCACACUGCACAUUGCUUCCGUAGAUGGAGCCGGCACCACAAGUCAUGUUCCUGAUUCCCGGAAGGGCACCGAAACAGGUUUCUGUCAGGGAACACUCUGCUGGCUGGAGAUAACAGCCAUGGUGGCUGGUGGAGAGCUUGUCAUCAUGUUGUGCUGCUUUGGAAUCUGCUAUGCCUGCAAGAGAAAACGGCACCUCCUUGAAGAAAAGCUGAAAGCUGGUGGCUGGUCCCAAGACCUCUACAGCCCGAAGAGCUACAGCAGCAGCUCUGACACUGACGAGUUUAUAUUUGCACCUUCAAGCUUUGUGAUGCUUUGAGAGGACAGGCCCAGCCCUCCAUCCAAGCCAAAAUUCCCCAGGAAAGGAAUUGGAAUUGGAAGCCUUCAACUGAACCAUGACUGAGAGCUGCCAAAAUCACGUCUUCUGUUCCAAUAAAUAGAUGUAGCUCCCACCCCA